This is a messenger RNA of Aplysia californica (California sea hare), 3311 nucleotides long. RefSeq names its product lamin-L(III). The record is from RefSeq and is a predicted model, not a curated record. Lineage: Eukaryota; Metazoa; Mollusca; Gastropoda; Aplysiida; Aplysiidae.
UUUCACACCUCUGGCUACUCCUGAAAGUUUGCGUGCUGGAGCGCCGUUCGAGCAAUUUCACAGGCACCGAUGAGAUUUCAUAGUCAUACCCACACUACCCUGACCAUCUGAACCACUAAGGUCUCGCAUGGAUGGAGUAACACCAACGCUUACUGUAAUUAUAGGCUACAGUAGGCGUUGGACAACAUCUACCCCCAAAUUUCAACCCUUUGGAACCAAACCUGAUGGUUUUGUUUCAAGUCAGCGCUGAGUGUGCAGUUGAAGCGAUACACUAUUGUAAUGCAUAAAUUAAAAGUAAAUCUAAAAAUUUAAAUUCAGAGCUGUUUUUGUUUUUUCAACACAUGAAAUGAGUAGCCUACGCAGCAUAAAUGUGCAGAGGUGCGCUUUUUGGCACUGAUGCGUACUCAAAGAAAACGUGGAGAUACAGCAUUGCGUGAACCAUUAGCAACACACAAUAGGCCUAGAUUUAGAAAGAUUCUAUUUUAUUCUAAGCUGAAUUGUUAUCAAAAUAAUCUAUUAACCAAUUAACCCAAACUAGGCCUAGAUCUAUUUCCCACUGGGUAGGCCUGACUAGAAUUCGAGAAAAACAGCCCAGUAGACUACCAGCGAUCUUUUAAUUCUGAAUUACAGAGUGACUCCGUUAUACAGUUGCUAUGGAAACAAAGAAAAGAAAGGGACGACGCAGGCUACGCCAUUCUGUGCGAGCGUUGCAUGGCAGUGGAGCAGAUACUGCUGCCCACAUCCCCGAGUGCAAGUCCCCGACUGAAGCAGAUCCGGGCCCCUCCCCAUCCGGCCUUGAACAAGGGUCGUCAUCUCACAGCCUGGUCCCCCGUCAGUCCAAGUCACUGUCUCGGUUGUCUGGUCGUCGUAGCCAUUGUCACUCCAGGAGUCCGUCCCCUGCCAGAAUGUUCUGUCAGAGAGAGCAGCAUGAUCUGAAGGUUCUAAACGACAGGCUGUGGUCUCAUGCCGACCACGUACGCCAGUUGCAGGGCGAAAACGCCAGACUGAAGCUACAACUGGAGGCGGCAUAUGAUCUGGUGAGACGUGAGACGCAGAACGUGAGGACUGUGCAAGCGGCGGAGCUCAGACGUGUGCAGGAGAUGCUUGACUCAGCCAACGAGGCGAAAAGUCGUCUUGAGACUGAGCACGAAGAGAUGAACCUACAAAAAAUCGUUCUUGAGGAGAGACUAAACCAAAACGAGGCACAGCUGGUGACCUUGACCGAAAAGCUCAAGCACCCGUUGGACCUGGCAGACGAAUGUAACCGUCUAAAGGCAGAGCUGGAGAGCACUUCCCGAAGUUUUCACGAAAGCCAAGAAGACGUGAAGCGGUUGAGCUCAGAGCUGCUUCAGGAGAAACGGAUAGGCAAAAGGCUGGAGGGGGAAGCUAGGAGCUACAAAGAGGGCUACCUGAAGGAGGUGGAGGCAGUUAACGCAAGGUUCAGUCAGCACGUGCAACAGGCGGACGAAACGCUAGAAGCCAGCUAUGACAACACAGUGGCUGAGGUUCGAAACCAGUACAAGCGAGACCUUGAAGGGCUGAGGGCGGAACUGACGUUCUCAUAUCAGUCUAAACUAGUUGAUCUGAAGGUGACCUGCGAGCACGCCCAAGCCGACGUCAUGUGCCUGAAGAGGGAGCUGAAGACGUUCAGGGCAGACGAUGAAAAGCUCCGGAGCCAGAUCACACAGUUCAAGGCCGACAAAGCGGCUCUCCAGACUCAGGCAGCAGGCGUCCCCAAGGAACGCAGGUGGUUCCCCCGGCUCUCAGGCGGAGACACGAAAGCUUCUACUGAGGCGGAUGGGGCAAAGAGGAAGCUGAGUAGUCUGGCGGAGAGUCUGGUGGGCAGUGUAGAGGAUAGCCAAACCAGGCUCUGGGACAGCAGGGAUCUAUCCACGAAAAGCAAAGUGGACUUUUUCAGAGCGAACGAGUUCAGUCAAGGCAUUGAAAUCCACGAGGUGGACACAGAGGGAAAGUACAUCACUCUUGUCAACUCCACUGAGCAUACCACUGAUCUUUGCCUCUGGACAGUCAAGCAGACAAAUUGUCUUGGGCAAGAGGUGACAUUUAACAUUCCGUCUCAAGUAUUGCUAUCACGGGGCAAACAGCUCACUCUCUGGAGUUCCGGCGCCCAAGAGCCAACCACUGACAACCAAGUUCCUUGUACCGAUGACCAGCAGCAUCCUGAAGCAGACGGCGUUACAUCCCCGGACUCUGGAACCACAGACGCAACCACAACGUCCACUCCGUUGUUACCUGACCUAGUGUCCGAGCUGGACGAUGGAUUUGAAAUGGUGUUAAGCUCGGGCAAGUCGUGGCUUGAGUUACGGCAGACUUUGUCAGUCCGCGUGGAGGAUGGAGACGGACAGCUUCAAGCCAAGUGUGACGUCACGCGGAUAACCGAGGACGAUGACGAGGGGGGGUUCUCCGACGAGACUGGGGUCAGCGCGAAGAAACCGAGGCUGUCGCUGAGCCAGAGUCUCUUCUCCUGGCCGCUGUGCGCACGUCCCUCACUGCAGACUUCAAUGGCGACCACCAAGCUUGAAGUGAACACUACAUCAGACCGGGCAGGCUCGGACGGGUUACCGCAUAAAAACGAGCAAAGGGAUGUCUGUCAGGAGUCAUCAACGUAUUUGUGCUCGAUGACAGCAGUCGACAGGCAGAGGAGAAACAAGAUAAGCUACCCAAAGGAGGAGAUGUGUUAUCAAGACAAAGACGCUUGCAUUGUUAUGUAACAAUAACGUACUCCUUGUUUUUUCAACAUCUAUUCCCCUUUGAGAUGAUAGGACAUGGGUAUGGUAUCCCUCGUUAUGCUGUCGCCUUGCUUCAUUGGAAAAUAUUAACAAAUGUAACCGCAGACUGUUCUUGUGGUAUGUGCCGUGCUUAAAAAGUUUGUUUUCUCUCUGUUUAUAGCUACUUUGGUACGAUGCUCCAGGGAAAAGAUUUUGCUCAUUUUUCGUAAGACGUUUGUUUCAGGUACGGUAAUAUUGAAAUAUGGAAAUGACUGUAAAUGACUCUCCUUGACUUGCAAUUACCGUAGACAUGUCCGUUGACUGGAAUGGGUUAUUGUUGCCUUGUGCAUGAAAUACAGAAGUCUACUACUAAAACAUACAUAAUAUUUUUAUAAAACAUAUCCUUUUUUUUUCAAGGAGUGUGAGUUUUAUACUAGUCUCCAAUGGAAGACGGGUGUGCGUUAGUGUCUGCCUGUAUGUGUUUGAACGCUAAAAUGUAAACUGGCAAACAGACCGACAGAGAGGGUGGUUGGCGGGUACUCUGGUGCGCUUUGCUCCUUCUUUCCUAUCAAACAUCUAUCG